AUGCAGUCAUCCAAUUAUUAUCAACCCAACCCACAGCAGCAAUACAUGUUGCAGCCAUCAAUGGUGGAUGAUAAUUCCAUCUCUCAUGCUCCUCCUGGCAGCGGUGGUGGUGAAGAAGACGAUUCUGAUGGUAGUGGCAUGCCUGAUAAACGAUCUGGAAGAAGAAAAAUCAAGAUUGAAUACAUCAAUGAUAAAUCAAGAAGACACAUAACAUUCUCCAAGCGAAAAGCUGGUAUCAUGAAGAAGGCUUAUGAAUUGAGUACACUGACAGGUACUCAGGUCUUGUUGUUGGUUGUGUCUGAAACUGGCCUUGUAUACACAUUUACUACACCUAAACUCCAGCCUCUUGUCACAAAGCCAGAAGGAAAGAACUUGAUUCAGUCUUGUCUGAAUGCUCCUGAUCCAAUUGAAUCAACUUCUUCAUCGUCUAUGGAUCAUCAUCACCAGCAAGCACAACAACAAUCUCGAUCUGUCAUGACAACCAAUAAUGCACCUACAUCCCCACCUACGGUUAGUACUACCCACAAUCGUUUUUAUUAG
Messenger RNA from Mucor velutinosus, 540 nucleotides. RefSeq lists its product as uncharacterized. Gene Ontology annotation, biological process: positive regulation of transcription by RNA polymerase II. Bases 1 to 540 code for a protein of 179 amino acids. Gene Ontology annotation, molecular function: RNA polymerase II cis-regulatory region sequence-specific DNA binding; DNA-binding transcription factor activity, RNA polymerase II-specific; protein dimerization activity. Lineage: Eukaryota; Fungi; Mucoromycota; Mucoromycetes; Mucorales; Mucoraceae. The transcript is spliced from 2 exons. The record is from RefSeq and is a predicted model, not a curated record.